ACAAUAAUAGACAGCCCCUGCGGCCCCCCGCGCGCAGCUCGGCUCCUCAGCCCGGCGCGGGGCCGGGACAGAUUCAAACUCGGCCGAGCGUUGGCGGCGCCCGCCGCGGAGAGGGACGGGCGCGAGCGAGCCCAUGGGGGAGGGGCCGCUGCCAGAUAGGGAGCCGCCAGCGCGGGUGGCGGGAGGAGGAGCCCAGGUGUCCCUUCCUGCCACAUCCGGAGCUCCGGCGCCCCGCCCCCGAGGUGCGCUGUAGCCGAGGAGCGGCGGGGGACGCACAAAGGCGCGCUCGCUCCUGAGGUUAACUACAUUAAUAGAGCAAGGAGAAUUGUGAAAAACAUCCCAGUGUCCUCUUUCCAUGUGCGCAGAGUUUCCAUUUGACUUGAUUACUUGUAACUGAGGAUCAAAUUGGAUAAGUAGCAUUUGCUUUCUAUACCAUAAUGUGUCCAUGUGCCCUAGAAGCCAUGUAAUGCAAAGCGCAUAUUUAGAAGCAAAUACAAACUGUCAUUAAAGUGCGUAUUUAGAGACUGCAGGAGUGCACCACAUUUGAUGGCUUCUUCAGAGCAAUUAUGAGCUACCUGCCAGUCUUUUGGGGUUUUUUAAAAAGAUAUUUCUCCUAAAAGGGGAUUGUUUAACGCUGUAGAUCAGCAGUUCCCCAGAUGUGGUCCACAAAAUACUUGUUAGUAGACAGCUUGCUGGUUACGUGUUGCUGUAUUUUCUAUAUAAGUGGUUGAUGUAGUUACUGGAGGCUGUGUGUUCAGUCGCUUAUGGCAGAAAAAUGAUUUUAGGAAGUAAAAAGAAGUCUUUUAGACAAUCUCUCCAAGAUGUAGUCCAUCCUAUGAAAAUAUUGUGACUUACUACUGUAGACCAUAGUGGUUUCCGUGGGCACAACAGCUCUAAUCAUUUACUAUGUGGGGAGGUUUAUCACAUAGAUAUGCAAGACCAUAGCGGUUACUUUGGAGCAGUUAGUGUGCCGUUGUGCUGUCAUAUAUUCACUGAGACUAUGUAUUAUAAUGUCCUGUUAGCUGGGUGUCUUUCUCUUAUUUAAAAUUAUAUUCUAAAAUUCAUAUGACAAGGUGUAUCUGACAUUUCAAGUUUAUUCUCUUAAUCUUUAGGGGAUAUACUUAGUGUUGACUGUAGUUAUUCACUAAUUAGCCAGGAUGUGGACCAUAAACAAUCUUGUAUUUAAUUAAGAUGGAAUGUCUGUAAUUAAAAUAGACUAAAAGAAAUAGUUGCCUAAAAUGAAUUGUAUUACUCUAUAUGGGUGUACUUGUCUUCCCCAGCCCACAUCCAGGAUCAAUUCUUCCAUAAGCUCCAAAGUGACAUGCUAUUGCUACAGCUUUGAUGUAGGAGAUUUUAGCUAAUAAUUCACCAUAUCGCACUUGGUCAGUAUUAGUGAAGAGUGUGACGUGGUUAGUAUGUAGACCCAAAUAAUUAACCUUUCUGCCAAGUUUAAACUUUCUAGGGGCUUCACCCAUGAUGACAUGUUGCAUCUGGAGUAUGACUUCUUUGAGCUCUCUGAGUGAGGCUGCCAGAUAAACGUUCAACAGCAGUUUAAGACCUGUAGUAUUCCAAAUAAAAUGAAUAAAGCACGAGUCUUUCUCUUCCCACUGUAAAAAUUCUCAGAACAAAGAUGAUCCAAAAGUAAACUGAGCCUAACUUUAUCCAGUGUGGUCAUAGUUUAUAGGGUCUUUGUGAGGUGGCUUCCUAAUAAAUUCAACAUACUACUUCAAGAUUGUGUCUAGGUUAAAUAAAACAUUUGGGUUAGGAUGUUGUAAUUUGUUUUUCUCCACUUGAGAGAUUAUAAUUAUGGAAUGAAAGAAGAUAAGAUCUGUUUAUGUGAAAUACAAGACUUCAGCAAUGAAGAAAAGAACAGCUGAAGAAAGUAAGAGCUGGCCUUAUAUCCAGUCCCGUGUACUUUUAUUUACGCAGUAUCUUUCCUCAAAAGAUCGAUAAGGCUAUUUGCUAGGAGUUUUUUUAAAGUUAGUUAUCUUACUAAACGGCUGGAAAUUGUAUUUCAUUAAUGUAUAUGAAGCAGGAUAUACCAAUAGCAUACAAAGAAAUUAUAACAAGGAAAGAAUAUAUAGAAGAGAAGGACUGUUUUAAGAUAUCAGGUUUUUCAUUGGCAAAAGACAUGUUUGACCAAAAUCAUCCACUAGGCUUCAGUGGAGUUACACUCUGGAUCAACUUAGCCCUUUCCCUUACUAUAUAGAAUACAAGAUAUACACACUUGUAACUAAAGAAUGUGCUACUUUGAAGCAAAGAGAUUUGUAGAUGGAUAUUCUGGGUUGGCAUACUUUCUAAACAAUACAGAAUGCCUUGCGCGUUCAAUGAAAUGUGUGUAUUCAUAAAUAUGGGGUCUGAUUGAGUAUUUUCCAUGAAUCAUGUAGCUAGAACCAAAAAGACCUAGCUAUGAUUAAGGCUACAUUUUAGUCAUGGGUAUUUUUAGUAAAAGUCAGGGACAGAUCACAGGCAGUAAACAAAAAUGUACGGCCCGUGACAAGUCCGUGACUUGUACUAUAUACCCCUAACUAAAUCUUGGGUGGGGGUGUGGCCCAGAGGUGCCACGGGUGCUCUGGGGGGGCCAGUGGUGCGCAGCCCGGGAUCCCUGCUGGGGGGUUUGGCGGGGCCGGCAGGCUCCCUACCCAGCUUCUUGCGGCUCUUCCCCCCCCCCCCCCCGAAGGAGGCGUGGCCAGAUGGCUCUGCAUGCUGUCUCUGCCCUGAGCACCAGGUCUGCAGCCCCCAUUGGCCAGGAACUGCAGCCAAUGGGAUCUGCGGGGGCAGUGCCUGCGCGCGGAGCCAUCAGCUAGGAGCUGAGGGAGAGACGUGUCACCGCUUCCGGGGAGACCCCUGAGACACAAUGAUACAGGCUAUACAAUUUCUAACAAUGGACAUCUUUGUCAUUUGUAUGUGGGUGGACUGAUUACCAUAUAAAGUACUUUCCUCAAGGGUAGAAUUUUUCUGCCUGCAUUGUGGUGGAUUGAACAGAUCUAAUCCAUGAGUAAUGUCCAGACCAGUGGAUGCCUUCCAUUAUGAGAAAUAAAAAUUAAGGUGACGAGCAUAAUCUGCAGUAUUGAAGCAUGAGUGCUGAUGCCAGUCAGGGGGUGAUCACCACCCCUCCCCCUCCCAGCAUGCCUCACAAAGAGAGGUAUUUUGACCGCAUCAAUGAAAAUGACCCAGAGUACAUCCGUGAGAGAAACAUGUCUCCUGAUCUGAGACAAGACUUCAACAUGAUGGAGCAAAGGAAGAGGGUCACUCAGAUACUGCAGAGUCCCGCCUUCCGAGAAGACCUGGAAUGUCUUAUUCAAGAACAGAUGAAGAAGGGCCGUAACCCAACUGGACUGCUUGCAUUACAACAGAUUGCCGAUUACAUCAUGGCAAGCUCUUUUGCAGGUUUCUCUUCAUCUCCAUUGAGCCUUGGAAUGGUUACUCCCAUCAAUGACCUACCUGGAAUAGACACCACCUCAUUUGUUAAGGGAGAAAAACUUACUCGUUGUAAAUUAGCCAGCUUGUAUAGGUUGGCUGACUUGUUUGGAUGGGCACACUUAGCAAAUUCCUACAUCACAGUAAGAGUAAGCAAAGAACAGGACCACAUUCUAAUCAUUCCAAGAGGUCUGUCUUUUUCUGAAGCUUCAGCCUCCAAUUUGGUUAAAUUAAAUAUCUUAGGAGAUGUAGUUGACCAGGGGAGUACCAAUCUGAACAUCGACAAUGCAGGAUUCAGUCCACAUGCUGCCAUCUACUCCAUGCGCCCUGAUGUCAGAUGUGUGAUACACAUACACACCCCUGCAACUGCAGCUGUUUCAUCUAUGAAGUGUGGUAUCCUUCCAAUCUCUCAGGAGGCUCUGAUUCUGGGAGAUGUUGCUUACUACGAUUACCAAGGAUCUCUCGAUGAACAGGAAGAGAGAAUUCAGCUUCAGAAGGUUCUUGGGCCAAGUUGCAAGGUGCUGGUCUUGAGAAAUCAUGGUGUGGUAGCCUUAGGAGAGACAUUAGAGGAGGCCUUUCACUAUAUUUUCAAUGUGCAGCUUGCCUGUGAAAUACAGGUUCAUGCAUUAGCUGGUGCAGGUGGAAUAGACAAUCUUCUUGUACUAGACCUGCAGAAGUACAAGCCUUUCACACACGCUGUGGCAGCAGCUGGAGGAGGUGGAGUUAAUAUGGGCUCCCAACAAAAAUGGAAAGUUGGGGAACAAGAGUUUGAAGCUCUCAUGAGAAUGCUAGACAACCUGGGAUACAGAACUGGCUAUGCUUACAGGCAACCUCUAGUCAGAGAAAAACCCAGGCACAAGAGUGAUGUUGAGAUCCCAGCCACUGUGACUGCCUUUUCUUUCGAAGAUGAUACAGUUCCACUUUCCCCUCUCAAAUUCCUAGCACAAAGACAACAGCGAGAAAAGACAAGAUGGCUGAACUCUCCAAAUACAUACUUAAAAGUGAAUGUGCCUGAGGAGUCUUGGAAUGGAGAGACUAGUCCCAGAACUAAGAUAACGUGGAUGAAAGCUGAAGACUCCUCCAAGAUUAGUGGAGGAACUCCAAUCAAAAUUGAAGAUCCUAACCAAUUUGUGCCUCUAAAUACAAACCCAAGUGACGUGUUAGAAAAGAGGAAUAAGAUUCGUGAGCAAAACCGAUAUGACUUAAAGACAGCAGGACCACAGUCUCAAUUACUUGCUGGGAUUGUUGUGGAUAAAAAGCCUAGUCCACCCAUGCAGUUUGAGGAAGAUGAGCAUGCACCACCAGCCCCUCCCAAUCCAUUCAGCGAUCUUACAGAAAAGGAACUGGAUGAGUACAAGAAGACAAUUGAGCGCAAGCAGCAAGGAGUGGAAGAAAAUCAUGAAGAUAUGUAUGCCCAGAAUGCUAACCUCAUCUCCACAGAGGUACCUGUUGUGGUGGUGAAUGGCAAGGAAGAUAUGCAUGACGUGGAAGAAGAUCUCACCCAGCGGGUCAGUCAGUUAACCACUAGUACUGUGGAGAGCAUAGAGAUUACAAUUAAAACCUCUGAAAAGAUUGAAGAGACCCUGUCCCCUGAGGGCUCCCCUUCCAAAUCUCCAUCAAAGAAGAAGAAGAAAUUCCGCACUCCAUCUUUUCUGAAAAAGAACAAAAAGAAGGAAAAGGUGGAAGCAUAAGUGCAGCUUUGUUGUUAAGAGAAGGCAUUGCACGUUUUAAAACCACGUUUUAAGUUGAACAUUAACAAAGUAGUGUUAGGGGUGUGCAGUAAACUGGACCUUAACCUAUGAACAGAACUGGAAAAGGUUUUACUAAAAACAAUUUUUAUGUUAAAUAAGAAAUUAAUUCAUCUCUCACUUAAUGUCCAAAAUUACUGAGGGUUUGAAACAUUUAGUAGUUUCACAUAGAGCUACACUGGCAGGUGCUCUAAUACUAUCAUAGUGAGAUCAGAUACCAUUGUAGUACAUUGUUGUGGCAAGUUACACUUGGAGUAUUUUGCAGACCUUAAAAUCUUCAGCACAGUUGAAGUCUCUAAUAGAGCUACUGUUGAGUGAUUAUAUGAAUUUUCAUUUUUAAACUGCUGCCUCACUUGGUAAUCAUAUAAUACUUUUUUGUAUUGUGAUUCAGACCAUAUAUUUUAUUUCUGUACCCUGCUUCAGUGGGUCAUAUUAACAGCACACCUUUAAAUCUUUUAAGGUUAGAUUAUAUAGAAUAUUAUACACUGGCACAUAUUAGAAGAAAAACUGUAAGAGAAAUUUUAUUUGGAAUUAUACAAAAUGUGUAAGAAGACCAUUCAUCAAUAACUUUUUUGCCAAAUAUUUCAUUUUAGUGAAAUAUAAUUUUUGAAUACUUCUUUUUUAUUCUAUCAGUUGGGAAAAAACCCUUAUUUUUCAAUAAAGGGGAUUUUAUACACUUAACAUUGAUAAUUUAGUUAAACUAUGGCAAAACAAAAUAAGAUUUUAUAUGUUGAAAUGUUUGUAUACCAUUUAGUAUAAAAGUAUUAUACGCAUGUAAACCAAGCGUCUAACAGUAGAGUGUAUUUAAGGAUGCUUGGUUUAGAGUAUACUUAAAUAUAAUUCAGGAAUCCAGGGACUCCGCUAUCAAAGGAUUAAAGCAUAUAAAAUUAAACUGGAUUCAUGUUUAAAUCUUACUGUGUUUUUUCCCUCAUGGCAUUGCUAAUGAAUGAAGAAAAAUAAUCUCUUAACAUAACCAAAUGAAGGAAACAAAACUGUUAAAAGGGAAAGUGAAAUAGUAAGAAAAUAGAAUGAUGCAAAGAAAGUAAAAGUUUGGUGAUUAUUUUUUAUUAAAUAUAUGAUAUGGAUUGUGAGGUAUUUUUAUUAAAUCAGCAAAAUCACAUUUCCAUAUUAGAAGUUAAAAUAACUUGCAUGGUUUCACAUGGAGAUCUACGCUUUUUUCUCACUUUCAGUUUAAUUUUAAAAGGGUCUUAUUAAUCUGUGUCGUGUCCUUCAGACAAACCCAGAACAAAUUAGAUCUUAGUGCCAUGGGUAGUGGCAGUCGUGCCACUUACUCAUUUUUGCUGAUAUUUUCAUUUUUGCUUUUUACUGUAUUGUAAAAACAAACUAAACAUAGAAAUUAACAUAAGGUUUUUUCUUCUCAAAUUUGUCAUAGUACAUCAGUCAUUGCAAUAGCAAAUAAAUUUAAAAGAUCAGUGUGAUUCCCAGAUUGCCAGUUGAUAUAUAUACAGUAUAUAGAUUAAGUAUGGCUGGAGAGUGGUUUGGCAUGCAAAAAUGUUGACUAUAGCAUGUUCUGGGGCUGGUUAGCUUUGACCAUGUAAGUGUGACAAUGCAAUGUUGGAAUGGAUCCUGGAAAUGAUAUUCUAGUUAUCACUAAAUACUGGAAACAGUGUUUUUAAUCUUAGUGGAAACUUCCAGUUGCUUAACUUGGGGGGUUUUUUGUUUUGUUUUGUUUUUUUAUGUUCUACAUUAUUUGUGUUGUAUUACAACAUAUGUAGAAACAGUAACCUGUGAACUAUGCUUUUCAUAACUUUUUUUAAAAAAUAUAUCUAAAUGAAUGCAAUGUGCAUAAAUAUUUUUUAAAAUGCAACCGUGAACUAUUUGCACCUUUUGCUAAUGCCUCUAUUUACUUGCUUUGGCAUAAAGAAUGAGCCAGCCAACUCUGUGUCCUGUGGAAAAUAUAUAAAUGUUAUCUGAAAUUGCUCAUAGAUGUAAUGCUAAUUAAUGUUAAAUCACAAAUAAACAGUAUUUUAAAUAGA
Molecule: messenger RNA, 7165 nt
Organism: Chelonia mydas (Green sea turtle)
Lineage: Eukaryota; Metazoa; Chordata; Testudines; Cheloniidae
Gene: ADD3
Product: adducin 3
Exons: 18
Coding region: 3078-5111 (677 amino acids)
Biological process (GO): barbed-end actin filament capping
Cellular component (GO): postsynaptic density; plasma membrane; cytoskeleton
Molecular function (GO): actin filament binding
Source: RefSeq, a predicted model, not a curated record